CUGGAAAGACAUGGUGGUGGAAGGGAGGUGCAGCGUUAUUCGUGUAUUGCUUUCAGCCAAGACUUGAUUUUUCUGAUGGUGGGCUGUUCUUUCUACUGCAGAUCUCUCAAAAGCCUUGGUUCUAACAGAAAUUGGCCCCAGACGUGACCCUGCCACCCUGAAACUGUUCCUGAGCAACAUGGAGCGGCUGCUCCACGCCAAGGCUCAUGGGGUCCGUGUGAUCGGAAGCUCCACCUUGGCGCUCUGCCACCUGGCCUCAGGGGCAGCAGAUGCUUACUACCAGUUUGGCCUGCACUGCUGGGACCUGGCAGCUGCCACAGUCAUCAUCAGAGAGGCGGGCGGCAUUGUGAUGGACACUUCGGGUGGACCCCUUGACCUCAUGUCUUGCAGAGUGGUUGCUGCUGGCACCCGCGAGAUGGCGAUGCUCAUAGCUCAGGCCUUACAAACUAUUAACUAUGGGCGGGACGACGAGAAGUGAGAGGGAGCAGAUGGAGAGCAACGCGGCUGAGGACCAUGCUGGCCUUCCUGGCCGCCGUCGGUGGCGGCGCUCCCUGCAGAGGGAGCUGCCACGUGGUCUGCAUGCUGAGCCAGGGCCAGGUGUCUCAUGCUCCUUUCUGUCUGCCGCAGAGGAGCUGUUAUGCCCAAAUGGGUGGCUAGCCUUUUAAUCUGCGCCUCCUUCACUGGGAUUUGGUGUCUAGCUGGUUUCUCUCUUUAAUCUCACGUAGGCUUUUUCAGGUUAGUACACGUCCUUCUGUCAGGGCCAAAACCCAGCUUUCAUAUGAGGUACAUAUUGAUAAUCCAGUCUUGAUUUUUUUUUUUUUCCUAAAUGCAAAUCUCAGGUAAUAAGGCUUUAGAUCUGCUGAUGAAGCAGGCUCAUUCUCAGGCCCGCCCUGUGGUACUUCAGAAUGUAAUAAAUGAAGAUAACGGCA
Messenger RNA from Galeopterus variegatus (Sunda flying lemur), 929 nucleotides. Its product is annotated as inositol monophosphatase 2. Bases 179 to 478 code for a protein of 99 amino acids. Lineage: Eukaryota; Metazoa; Chordata; Mammalia; Dermoptera; Cynocephalidae. Gene Ontology annotation, biological process: phosphatidylinositol phosphate biosynthetic process; signal transduction; inositol metabolic process. The transcript is spliced from 3 exons. The record is from RefSeq and is a predicted model, not a curated record. Gene Ontology annotation, molecular function: inositol monophosphate 1-phosphatase activity.